Messenger RNA from Camelina sativa (false flax), 623 nucleotides. RefSeq names its product protein CHLORORESPIRATORY REDUCTION 42, chloroplastic. Lineage: Eukaryota; Viridiplantae; Streptophyta; Magnoliopsida; Brassicales; Brassicaceae. Gene Ontology annotation, biological process: NADH dehydrogenase complex (plastoquinone) assembly. The record is from RefSeq and is a predicted model, not a curated record.
CAAUCGAUGGAAUUAAAAUACACCGAAGAUUAAACCAAGGCAAAACCGAAGAUUGGUGACCACUGGCUUGCAAGCAAUUACUACAAGACAAAAGUCUACUUAUCCUCUCAUAUGACACCACCAAAAAACUCACAGUUGCUUCUUCCAUGGCUUGCUCCGUUGCUUCUUCAACUAGAUUUCCCAAGAUGCAAUCCGGGGUAUGGUACAGUGGAUCUUUCACGGCAAGAGUCACAGUGAGAUGCUGUGAAACCGCAAACGAGCCUCCACGACCAAAAUCGAAGCUCCAAGUGGGAUCACCAAUCAUCAUCGUAGAAGCCCCCAAAGUUAUAAAAACAGCCGCUUCAAUGCCUUGUCUUAGAGCUAACUCUGGCUUGGUCAAGCCUGGCGAUGUUGGAAGAAUCGUAUCAAGAAAACCAAAGGACUUGUGGGCAGUUCGACUCUCCAUUGGAACGUAUCUUUUAGAUGGUAAAUAUUUCAAAGCUUUGGAGCUUGACGAAGAAGCUUCUGAUUGAGAUCAUAUAUACAACAAUAUUGAUAAAAUCUAAAAUCUUUCAAAUAUUGCUAAUAAUAUUGUGUAAGGAAAAGUUUUUUUUUUAAAUAAAAUAUCAUCAUUUUUAAUAUAA